This is a messenger RNA of Musca vetustissima, 3127 nucleotides long. RefSeq lists its product as uncharacterized. NCBI's taxonomy places the organism in Eukaryota, Metazoa, Arthropoda, Insecta, Diptera, Muscidae. Gene Ontology annotation, molecular function: protein binding. Bases 101 to 3118 code for a protein of 1005 amino acids. The record is from RefSeq and is a predicted model, not a curated record. Gene Ontology annotation, cellular component: cytosol. Gene Ontology annotation, biological process: anatomical structure morphogenesis. The transcript is spliced from 8 exons.
ACGAUUUUUGCAAAAAAUCUAUAUUUUUUAUUGAAGAAAUUGUUAUUUUAUCGAAUAUUUUUUAAAGUCUAAAUGAAUUAGCCUGAUUUUGUGGACCAUCAUGAAUCGCCAAUUGGUGGAAAACAUUUUGGGCGUUAUAAAGACAUCAACCGACAAGGCAGUCAUUGUUAAGGGCCUUACGAAAUUGCGAACAGAUGUUGUAAAAGAUAAAAAUGGUAUUAUAUUGUUUCGGGAGGCAGGAGGUGUACCUCCCAUGGUUAGAUUCCUUAGCAAACCCCAUGAAAAGAUAUUGGAAGUGGCCUUGUCUAUAAUGGGUAAUUGUUGCACGGAUGAACAAAGUUGCAGAGAGGCAUUGGAAAAUAAAAUUGCUAUACCAUUGGCUACGAUUUUGAAAUCCAUACCCAAUCCGGUGAUACAAUGUAGGGCAUGUCGCCUUUUGGGUAAUUUAGCCAAAGUGGAUACCAAUCAAUUACUGUCUACGCAUUGUCCUGCAAUUGCCCAAGCUUUGUGUCGCAUCAUUGAGGACACCUCGGAUGUACAAACGCGUAUGAUGGCUUUUCGUUCAUGUCGCUUCCUUUUGGCAAAUCCUCAAUUUCUAAAACAUUUCCUUCAAUCAUCCGGAUUCACUAUCCUCUUGCGCAUACUGACAGCGAUUAUGAAAAAUGAAUCGAACACAGAAUCAGAGGAAAAACUACUUUGCGAUGCUCAGGCUCCACUGAAGGUGGGCCUUAAACGCAAUCAACAUCGUGAAAAAUAUUUCGAAGAAGUGGCUCGCAAUUUGGAAGGUGUUCGCAGCGACAUUUUUGAUCAUGAGGUGUUGAAAAAUUCCACACGCAAUUCAAAUGCCUACAUUAUACCUCAGGAACAGGCAGCACUCGAUUUGGUUUGUGAAAUUUUGAAAUGUCUUUUGGUAAUAUCGGAACUGCAAAUCAAUUCAUUGGUUUGGGAAUCAUUAAAUCGCGCUCAUUGCACCCUUGCGCCCAUUGUUCAUUUUAUUACCGAUGAAAAGAAAAGUAAACAUCGUAGUGCCGCCCUUAAGAUACUCUCAAAUUUGUCCAAGAAUCAAGGAGCAUUUUAUAUUUUAAGUUCGGCCGAUGCUAUUUUGGCAGCCUGUGAAGUACUGGUGGCCGAUGAAGAUCUCAGUGAAAGUGAACGUAGACACUGUAUUCACAUAAUAAGUAUUUUAUCCACCGAUGCCUGUAAUCGUUCCAAGAUUAGGCGUUCAGGGGCUCUUAGAAAAUUUAUUGUAAUGAUUAAGGAUACGGUGUCACCGGCAGAAAAGGCUUCUAUUUUAAAUGUCCUAAUUAACUUCCAAUAUGAUAAUAUGAGCAUGGAUUUAAUGUUACGCGAAGGUUUGGUCUUGGUUCUUGUCAAAGAGCUUAAUAUGUAUAUGGUCAGCGAUGAAGAUUAUUACAAAAAGAAACGUGAAGAAAAAUUACAAUCGGAAAGCAAGAAGAGAAAACUACCAGAACUUAUAAAGGAAUCAAAAUGCAAGUUUGCCAAAGUACGAGAAGAAAAUUAUUUGGAUAGUGAUUCUCCGAGUAGUUCACCUAGAUCGUACAAUAUGCCAUCAAGUCCUUGUAGUUCGCGCAGCAUGUCACCCGUGGGUGGUGGUCAUAUGUAUCAGCCAAAUAAUGCUGAUUCCGAUGAAGAAUCCUAUUCACCUGUCUGCAGUGAUGAAGAAGACGACGAGGAAGAAACUGAAGCAAGAGAUAUUUCCAGCCAUCUCUAUAAUAACCCCAAUGCAAAUAGUAAUGAUCACACCAUUAUUAUGAAUCUAUUAGAUUUGGCAGCUCGUUCCGAAGAAGACAGUAUUUUAAUCGAGGAUGAAGAGGAAGUAAGCCAAGAUGUACCUGCCAUUAAAUUGCCUCAAUUGGGUCACUUACCCCACAACACCAUUGAUGUGAUUGAUAAUUUACUAUUCCGGGUAACUUGUUUGGUAAAGAAAAGCCUUGAUCUGGGCAAACCUGAAACCAUGAAUACUCUUAUAAAGGCCAUAAAUAUGUUUGGUCUCAAUACUGAUUUUGCAGGAACGCUGACGAAUAUAUUAUUGGAAAGUCAAUUUUUCGGAAAUGUCAUAAAACAGGGAAUAUCUCAUCAGUUAUAUCAAUUGACGAAAGUAAAGGAGACCAGCAAAGAUGGAUUUGGCUUCUUGGAAACAUUAACCUCGGUCAGCGAGUGUAAUUAUGGUAAAGAGGAAUUGGCACGUCUCUUGCGCAGUGAUGAUGUAUUAUCACAAAAACGGGCUGCCAUUACCGUGGGCUAUUUAAUACGCAGCAAACCAUUACUAUAUCAAUUCCUUAACGAUGGCAAUGCCCUAACAUUGCUAUUGGGUAUUAUAUUAAGCUCUAAGGAAGAUGAAUUUACUGCCGAGGCAGUGGAUGCCCUUACAUGCAUGUCACGCUACACCUUGGGUAUUCAUGUGCCACAAUUGGAUAUGGAAAAACGUUUAGAUGAAUAUGAGGAGUUUGUGGAGAAUGCCGGACAAUCUCUGCAGGAAGAGGACUGUGAUAUGCGUUUUGUAGUACAUGCCCCCAACAACAACCACAACACCAGUAAGGAACCAGACAAUGCCCCCAACAACAUUACAGAUGACAAUGACACAGAAAAAAUCACUGCCGUUGCUUUUAGUAAGGCCAUGUUGUGUUCGAUCAGUGAAGUUUUCAAUACCAUGUUGAACAGUGAUUUCCGCGAAGGCAAAGAGGGUGAAAUCCAUUUACGCAACUAUUCAGUAAGCGGUCUACGUUACUUCCUCAAUCUAAUUGUAAGGCAAUCGCGCAAACAAAAAUACAAUAUACCACCAGCCAAUCAAUAUUAUGCCCUCUUGGAGGCAUUUGAAAUGUCACGCAUCUAUAUUAUACCCGAAAUGGAACAAUUUGUAUUGGAGCUGCUGAUUGCACUGCUCGACGAAACCAAUUGUUUAAAUGUCCUGGAAUGGUCAAUGAAAAACUAUCACGUCGAAUUAACUGAAAUGGCUAUUAAUUAUUAUUUGUGUUCAACAUUAAGUACUGAAGCUAAGGUUAAUCUUUUUAGAACUGCUGAUUAUUCGACAUACUCGACAGAAUGGUUUCAAAUGAUUAUGGAAGCUAUUUUGGCUAGAUGUCGUAAUGGUUUUUAAUAUCUAAUA